AACAACAACACAGUACUACUACCUGCUGCAACUCGCUCUUCUCCCCUCCUAAAUUUAGAAAACAACACUUAUCAGGUGAGACCCUAAACAGUAAACCAGAAAAAAAAAAAACCCUAAUUUAUCUCCUCUUUCCUUCUAACUUUGGUUGAGUACUAAAACCCUUUUCAGAAAAUCAUCAAUUUUCUGCAACGAAGUAUUUUGCUUAGCAAAAAGGGACCUCAUUUUUCUGCUCAUUUUUUCACUUCUUCUAUCAGGGAUGAAUUUCUACAGAAUUUUAUGAAACCCUAAAAUGAUCUUAAUUCUUGGUUGGGAUCAUUAUGCAAAUGUCUUCGACCCCUGUUAUGACACCAUCUCCAUUAAUGGCAACUCAAUCGGAUUCAAACAACAAUCAUCAGACAUCAGCUUCUCUCUCUUUAGGGUUCCUUUCUUUACCACCUUCAUCAUCAGCUCCACCUUCUUCGCAUCAUCACCACCAUCAACAGCAACAGCAACAAAGUCAUAGUAACAGUAAUCGUUCUCCCACAUUAAUUUAUUCUGAUCAUCAACAUCAGAACCAGAACCAUUAUCAGCAUCAAAAUCAAAAUGUUCCGAAUGUGAUUCUACAAGAGACAAUUGCAACGGCACAUCCAAUUAAUGAGAUACCAAUGCCAGUUGUGACACCUGUAGCUAGGGUUAGACUUUCUGACAUUAUGGCUUAUGAUGGAGCACCCGGAGUUAUGUAUAGUAGAUCGGUAGAAGCACUUUCCGGUUCAUUAAUGAGACAUAAUGCAGUUGUUAUCGAACUUGGAAGUGAUGAUGCUUCUCUAAUUAGAUGUGGGUUAGAAUCGGCAAGGUUGUAUUUUAGAACAAGGGCUCAGAAUGGUGGUGCUGGUGUUACAGGUGGUGCUGGGAAUUGGGUUAAACCCAGUAAAGGGGUUUAUAUGUACAGAGCAGGAAGGGCUUUUGAAGAUGGUGACUCGUCUCCCCCAUGCAUGGCUGAUGUUUUUAGAUGUAUGGGAAAGGCUGCUCGUGCCGCUCUAUGUGCAAUAGCUAGACAUCUCCGUUUACGUAGCGAUGUUUUUAAUCAUUUACUUGACGAUACCCCAUUGUCUGCGAAUGAGGUAUCCUCAUCCGUGCUGGUUGCAGCCUAUUCUCAUAUUUCCUUACAAAAUGGGAAGAGUGCUUUUGGUGGAGGAAAACCAUCCAUGAAUAACGAAAUUGAGAAAGGACUGCUGACGCUAAUCGCCUCAGAUAGUCCUGGGAUUCAGGUUUGUGAUCCUAAUAGUCGUUGGUACCUCGCUGAUGGAGGAUCCAGCCCUGGGGAUCUUUUGCUGCUGACAGGGAAGGCACUCAGCCAUGCUACUGCUGGACUUCAUCCCGCAGCUUCAUAUAGGGCAGCAACUGACUACUCUUCAAGCAGCAGUAGUAAUGGACGGACAUCACUGGCAUUUAGGCUCAUGCCUCAAAGCAAUGCUAUAUUAGAUUGUUCUCCAAUCGCCAAAGCUGGUCAUGUAACUCCUCAAAGCUAUGUACCAAUCUCCGUAAGCCAGUUCAUGGAUGACCUAUCUGCCGAAGAAGAUGUAGCAUGCAACCAUCCUGUAAACAAUUAUGAAGUACAAAGGAAUUUGACCAAGGAUCCAUCCUUAAGAAGCGUUCUUUCAGAUCCAUUAUCUGGUGCGUUUCUUGAAGAUGCUGUGGUUGUUUCAUGUGGGCAUUCGUUUGGUGGUCUCAUGUUGAGGAAGGUCCUUGAAGCGGGUAAAUACUACAAGAUUCUUUUUUUGUUUUUCUUUGAAAGGAUCAAGAAGUUACAAGAUCACUUGUGGAUAGAUCUCCUGUUUUCUCUGGAAUGUAGCCUUUGCAAUGCCGAGAUUGACAGUGGGUCUUUGAUUCCUAAUCAUGCCUUGAGAGCUGCAGCUGCUGCUGUGAAGCAUGAGGAUGACCGAAGACUUUUCCACAAUGCAGCUCUCCGGAAACGCCGAAAAGAAGUUGGUGAAAACGUGGAUACGAUGAAGAGGCUAAACAUGGAAAAUGUUGAAAUGAGUACUGAAAGCGAUGGCCAGAUGCACCACAGAGGGGUCCAAUAUCCAUUUUCUGUUAAUGAAAAAGUGGUAAUAAAGGGAAAUAAGAGGACUCCGGAUAAAUUUGUAGGAAGAGAAGCAGUCAUCACAACUCAGUGUCUCAAUGGCUGGUACCGCUUGCAGAUUCUUGGAAGCGGAGAGAGUGUUAGGUUACAAUAUCGUUCUCUUCAGAAGAUCUUGAGUUCUCAGGCAGCUGAGGAUAGGCGCCCAUCUCAGUCGAUGAUACCAAACAGUAGCUGAUUACAACGUAGUACUGGUCCAGAACGCAAGCCUGUUGCAAAAUAUGCAGAAAUGGCUUAAAUCUGGAGGAUGACACCAAGAUAUUCUCUUGGCAGAAAUGCAGAAUUUAGAAACCUUAGCAACUGAAAAGAAGUCUGUAAAGCUGCUAAGCGCAAAAGCAGAAAGCAAGAAAAGGAACCCCAGAGGAUCGUUCUAAUUCCAUAUGAAUCAGUACUGAGAAGCAUGUGCCCAUCACUCCAGCAGUGAAGAGGAGAACUUUUUUGACACAAGAUAAGUUAGGUUAUUUAAUAUGUUCUUCUGUAUCAAUUGAUGGAAAGAUUCUGGGGGAUGUGAUCUCAGCUGUACAUUUUUGUAUUAUUGAAGACAUUUUGUAAAAUGUUUUAGAUAAAUGAAAAUUGUUAAAUAUGUAGAA
Papaver somniferum (opium poppy) is the source of this 2709-nucleotide messenger RNA. RefSeq lists its product as uncharacterized. The record is from RefSeq and is a predicted model, not a curated record. NCBI's taxonomy places the organism in Eukaryota, Viridiplantae, Streptophyta, Magnoliopsida, Ranunculales, Papaveraceae. Bases 318 to 2297 code for a protein of 659 amino acids. The transcript is spliced from 13 exons.